AUGAAAUUGUCCACCUUUCUAUCUGCCCUGCUUGCCACUGUCAAGGUAGGAGCUGCCUUGGCACUUAGCGAAAAACCGACCUACGAGUGUCCUUCUAUCCAUCCUUCUGUGCAGAUGGUGUUUACAGUUGAAGAUGUUCUCUACAUGGCCGACUCGCGACAUGCUAUGGCAACACUCUCAGUCUCACACAAUGGUCCCAGAAUGCAAAUUUGGCGUCCGCUCACUGCCAUGCAUAUUGAGGCCACACUCGUAACUGAAGAUACUAUUCGGGGGCUUAUCGAAGCUUAUACCGAGGAUGACGUCUUCAAUAUUAGCUUCACAAACAUGAUUUUCAUCUCUACCUCUGAAGGAGCAAUAAUUGAGGAAUCUGCCAUGACUUAUUUAGAGUCACUGGGCACGUCGGAUGUCCUCCUGCCACUCAAUGCAAAGACAUCUCAACGAAAAUCAGUUUUAAGCAUUGCUCAUUAUCACUCAGAUCUAGGCACAGUGCUUGAAGGUCCUUAUCUGGCAUCUACUGCUUCAGAUAUGGUUCGUCUCCAUAGUGUGUAUCGGUUGUAUCCCGAUCUAUAUGGGACUUUUGUUCAAGGAUCCUACCAAAUAAACGACGGUAUGGGAACUCAUCAACCUCUUGGUGUUAUGGACACAAAAUUCGGCGGCUCUGAACCCUUAUUGAUCCCCGUGCCAUCUCGAAUCUACAGUCGCUCAGAUAAUCGUUCGCUCGCCGGGAUGCGGGUAGGAGUCAAAGAUUUAUUUGACGUGAAGGGACUACAAACUACCGGAGGCAGUAAAGCUUGGGCGACCAUCAAUCCGAUUGCUAACCACACAGCCCCAGCAAUUCAGCGUAUCAUUGACUUGGGUGGUGUUAUCGUUGGUAAACAGAAGUUGGCUCAAUUUGCUUCCCCUAGCGAUCCAUGGCUUUGGCAAGAUUAUCACCCGCCGUUCAAUCCCCGGGGUGAUGGAUGGUUGACAUGCAGUGGCUCCUCAUCGGGCGGUGCUUGUUCUAUUGCGGCCUACUCUUGGCUCGAUUAUGCCAUCGGCACUGACACCGGGUAUUCAAUGCGUCUACCAGCAUCAGUGGCCGGCGUAUACGGACAACGACCAAGCCAAGGUAUGAUGACUCUUGACGGUGCUAUCCCGGUAAGCCAUGCUUCGGACACCACAGGAGUCUUCUGCCGCGACCCCAAGAAGUGGGUUCAUUUCUUAAAAGCAUGGUACACGCCAUCUUUGCACCAAAAGGGGGCCAUUCCGGGCCUACCAGCGUAUCAUGCACCCCGGAAUAUGGCUCGUAUCAAGCGCUUGGUGUAUCUCACCGAUUACCUUCCACUAGCAAACCCUGACGCGCAGAUCAUCAUGGAGCAGUUUUUUCGAAACCUGGGAAAUGUCUUCGACAUUAGUAUUGAAAUUAUGAACCUCACGGCUCUUAUUUCACAGUCAUCCGAGCCGGCUGUUCGUGCAAUUUUCACCGGAAAUGAAACAACGACGAUGUGGACUUUCGAUCAAUGGAAAGAAGUAGGAAGGCCCCUCAUCGACCGAUGGGCCUCCCUCCAUGAAGGACGGUUUCCUCCUCUGGACCCUCUGCUCCGAGACAUGUGGCAGGGCAUGGAAAUGAAUCCUCCCAGUAGUUGGAGUUUCGAGCAUGUGAUGAGAACGAAAGCAAAAGCUACCGCAUGGUGGGAGGACAAUAUACUACCUGGCGCCGCGGAUGGUUGUUCGGACUCGCUUUUGAUAUACGAUAUCGGCCCCGGGUGCUACCCUUCUUAUAGAGAGGAAGCCUCAAAUACGGGCCGCUAUACAUCUCGCCUGUUCACCAAGCCACCAAAUGCAAUCGUUCAUGGGGCUUUGCUGUGCCCAGUGUUUGGAUGUGCCGACUUCACGAUUCCGAUAGGCCAAGCGCCUUAUCUGUCGGCUGUGUCUCAGAAGGAAGAGAUGAUGCCCGUGACGAUAAACAUCGUGGCCGGGAGGGGUUGCGAUCUCAUCAUUCUCGACAUGAUUGAUAAGAUGGUAGAUGCUGGGCUGUUACGGGAAGUAAAGACCGGAAGGCAAGCGUUUGACUAA
Molecule: messenger RNA, 2055 nt
Organism: Ilyonectria robusta
Lineage: Eukaryota; Fungi; Ascomycota; Sordariomycetes; Hypocreales; Nectriaceae
Product: amidase family protein
Exons: 5
Coding region: 1-2055 (684 amino acids)
Source: RefSeq, a predicted model, not a curated record